AGUAAACCUCGGUUUCGUAUAGGCGCCUAACUCAAGUUAUUUAUACUAUUUGCACUAGGUCCUUUUUCAACUAGAUCUAUCUUAGAUUACUAAAAGUGAUAGACGUUCCUUACUGCUACUUACAAUAGGAAUAGUAACUUACUGGUAAAGUACGGGAAGGAUUUACCGUGGCAACUGAUCGGACAUGAGGUUCGAAGGCUACUCUGUACAGGGCUAUCAAUCUACGUCAUGGUGUUUUUUUCUGCGUUCCGGGUAUAAGAAGCAUCGAGUCCUAAUGUUUCUCGCAGUUUGAGUAUCAGCUUGAGUGAUAGCUUGGUCAGAAAGCUGCCUCGGAACCUCAUUACAAGCACAAUGAAUCGAUCAAUUCGAGUUCUCGCUGCUCUGUUGACAGCCGGUAUUUGCACAGCUCAAGGCCAGACGACGGAGCUCCAGUCCGUAGGUUUCAACUCUAGCUUUACACUUACGCAAGCACAGAUCGAAGCUGCGAACAUUUCAGCUGGCGUUGCGGCCGAUAUCGAGAAUGCCAUACGUUAUGAUUUCUCGCAACUUGCUUUCGGUGGGCCAGGGCAAGACGACUUCUACACACUUCCGCCACUGACACUGAAGUGUAACUCUACGACUCUAAAACCUGGCGUAUUACUCAAGGUCCAAGACUAUACCAACACAAGCGGAUACGUACUGCCACCCAACCUAGCGCUCUCACGCAUCCUGUAUACCACGAAGAAUUUGAACGGCACCGUCGUCCCAGCUUCCGGAUUUGUCCUCUGGCCCUUCCAGCCGCGGCAAUUCAGUACUGGUAAUUCUAAGCAAGGAGCCCCUGUUAUCCUUUGGGCGCACGGAACAGCCGGCCUCACCGCGUCAAGGGCGCCGUCCGCACACCGGGCGCUUUGGUAUGGCGACAACGCUCCAUUCUCCCUCGCUCUAGCGGGAUAUGCUGUCGUCGCGCCGGACUACGCAGGCCUUGGAAUCUCGGCCUCAUGGGAUGGCUCACCGAUUCCGCAUCAGUACGAGACGUCGCCGGCCGGUGCUUACGACGCUCUCUACGGUCUGCGAGCGGCGUGGGAGGCAUUCCCAGGGCAACUGCAGAGCAUGUUCAUUGCCAUGGGGCACAGUCAAGGGGGAGGCGUCGCGUGGAGCAUCGCGGAGCUAUUGGAGGCGGAAGUGGAGGCUUUCGCUGAUCUGGCCAAAGGGUACCGCGGGACAAUUGCCGGCAGUCCGAUGACCAAUCUCUUUGCUUCUCCGCCUUGGCUUAUCCUCACAUGGCUCUCCACGUACUUGAAGGGAGUCUAUCCCUCCUUCGACCCUUCCGAAUGGCUUACGCCGCUUGGGCUGGCGCGCGUGGAAUUGCUGCGCCAGGUCCAAGGGGGUACUAGUGUCUCCAAGUCCCUUUUUCUGGACUCAAACAUAUACAAACCAGAGUGGAAUGAGACAUGGUACGUCAAUACAUAUGCUGAGCUCGCCAAUGCAGGACGGAAGCCCUUUGCAGGCCCGUUGCUAGUUCUGCAAGGUACAGGGGACACAACUAUCCCCUACCCCCUUACCAACGAGACUGUCGACGCGACCUGCGCGCUCUUGGAGAAGUCGAACAAGAGUCGCGAUCUCGAAUUCCUCGUUGUAAAUGGUACCGGUCACGUUCCAACGCUUGAUGCUACUAGACAAACCUGGUUGCGGUGGAUUGAGGAUCGUUUUGAAGGUGUUCCUCUUCAGCAUAGCGGCUGCUUUAGAACGGAGAUCGAGAGCUUCCGACCUCUACAGAACUAUCAACCUGUGAUAAAUUCCUUCAUUCAGUGGGCUGGAGCGGCGGAUCAGUGGUUUGAGAAGCCGCUUCCCUGAUUAGGAUGACUACCACUGUUCUCAAAAGGACGUAGUCUCCGUGUAUGAUAGAUCGUU
Messenger RNA from Xylaria bambusicola, 1890 nucleotides. RefSeq lists its product as uncharacterized. Gene Ontology annotation, molecular function: triacylglycerol lipase activity. The record is from RefSeq and is a predicted model, not a curated record. Lineage: Eukaryota; Fungi; Ascomycota; Sordariomycetes; Xylariales; Xylariaceae. The coding region runs from base 352 to 1833 and encodes 493 amino acids. The transcript has a single exon. Gene Ontology annotation, biological process: lipid catabolic process.